GGUCGAUCAAAUGUAGUUUAUUGCACGGACCGUCUUCAAGCAACCAAUUUCAAAGCCACAGAUAGAUCCGCUGCAUCCCAAUCUCGCUCUUUUUUUUUCUCACUCCACUUGGAUUUCUUCCUCUCUAUUCGUGUAAUUUUGACAAUGGCAACUCACGACAAGUACCAAUCCCCACUGACCUCGCGUUAUGCCUCCAAGGAGAUGGCCUACAACUUUUCUGAGGACAAGCGCUACUCGACCUGGCGCAAGCUCUGGCUCAACCUUGCCAUUGCCGAACAACGUCUCGGUUUGACCGAUAUUACCGACGAAGCUAUCGAGCAAAUGCGCGCCAACAUUGACAACAUUGACUAUGCUGUUGCUGCUGCUGAGGAAAAGAAGCGUCGCCACGACGUCAUGGCUCACGUUCACGCUUUCGGUCAGGUUGCUCCUGCUGCUGCUGGUAUCAUCCAUUUGGGUGCAACUUCUUGCUACGUUACUGACAACGGUGACUUGGUCAUUCUGCGCGACGCUUACGAUAUUGUCAUCAAGAAACUCGUCCACGUCAUCGAUAUCUUGACCCAAUUCGCAAAGACCUACCGCGACUUGCCUACGCUCGGCUUCACCCACUUCCAGCCCGCCCAGUUGGUCACUGUCGGCAAGCGUGCCACUCUGUGGAUCCAAGAGUUGCUGUGGGAUUUGCGCAAUUUCGAACGUGCACGCGACGAUUUGAAGCUCCGUGGUGUCAAGGGCACCACUGGUACCCAGGCCUCUUUCAUGGCUUUGUUCAACGGCGACCACGACAAGGUUGAGCAACUGGACCAACUGGUGACUGAAUUGUCCGGCUUCUCUGAAGCUUACCCCGUCUGUGGCCAAACUUAUGCUCGCAAGAUCGACAUUGAUGUAUUGAACCCCUUGUCCGGCUUUGGUGCCACUGCACACAAGAUGGCCACUGACAUCCGUCUGUUGGCCAACUUAAAGGAAAUUGAAGAGCCCUUUGAGAAGGACCAGAUUGGUAGCUCUGCCAUGGCCUAUAAGCGUAACCCCAUGCGCUCCGAACGUGUCUGCUCUUUGUCGCGCCACUUGAUGGUCUUGGUCAAUGAUGCUCUACAGACCUCUGCUGUUCAAUGGUUGGAACGUACUUUGGAUGAUAGUGCUAUCCGUCGUAUCUCCCUGCCUGAAGCGUUCUUGACCACCGAUAUCCUGUUGACCCUAUUGCAGAACAUUUCUGAAGGUAUGGUCGUCUACCCCAAGGUCAUUGAGCGCCGUAUCAACCAGGAAUUGCCUUUCAUGGCCACCGAAAACGUCAUCAUGGCCAUGGUCAAGAAGGGUGGCGAUCGUCAGGAGUGCCACGAAGAGAUCCGUGUAUUGUCGCACCAAGCUGCGCACGUUGUCAAGAUGGAGGGCGGCGAGAACGAUUUGAUCGAACGUAUCAAGAAGACCGACUACUUUAAGCCAAUCUGGGAUGAGCUUCCCAAGUUGUUGGAUCCUUCCACUUUCAUUGGUCGUGCACCCGAGCAAGUCGACAGCUUUGUCAUCAAGCACGUCGAACCUGCCUUGGCACCCUAUGCCGAUGUCCUCAAGGAGCGAACAAAGGCCGAAUUGUCCGUCUAAAGAAAAACACAAAGCGCAUACACAAACCAUAACCCCAUUUGAUUUUCGAUCAUUCCCGUAACCUCUUCAUCAAUUCGUUGUUUUUUCCA
Molecule: messenger RNA, 1679 nt
Organism: Zychaea mexicana
Lineage: Eukaryota; Fungi; Mucoromycota; Mucoromycetes; Mucorales; Lichtheimiaceae
Product: adenylosuccinate lyase
Exons: 3
Coding region: 145-1590 (481 amino acids)
Biological process (GO): 'de novo' AMP biosynthetic process
Cellular component (GO): cytosol
Molecular function (GO): (S)-2-(5-amino-1-(5-phospho-D-ribosyl)imidazole-4-carboxamido) succinate lyase (fumarate-forming) activity; N6-(1,2-dicarboxyethyl)AMP AMP-lyase (fumarate-forming) activity
Source: RefSeq, a predicted model, not a curated record